AUGGCCAACUUAUGGAGAGACGCGGUGCCCACGACCACCACAAACUCCUAUGUCGGGCCCAUUGGGAUCGAGACGAUAGUGGGGACCUCAUCUUUCUCCGGAUCUGGUAACGCGGCGUCUACAAUAACCACAUUCCCGACAUCCACGACCACAGCAUCCGAGUGUGCCGAGUACUUUGUCCCAGCAGGUUCACUUCUCUUCUACAAUACAGAUAAACAAGCCAUCAUGACCAUCCAAAUUGCAUCUAGCGGACUCUACUACCCAGCAUGUCGUGCAGCCGAAGAUGACAGUACCUAUGAAGCUCUUAUUGGGUCUUCGUACCUCGUCUAUCAAGAACCCUUUUACGGGAGCGUCAUCCCUAUAGCCUACUCAUUAGCAGCAACCACCGUCAUGGCCUGGUUGCUGCUCAUUCUACUAUUCAUAGCACAGAAAAAGAGACCAUGGUUCCAGAAGUUUGCUACUCUUUUUGUGGCUGUCUCGCUCACCGUGUUUCUCGCACAAGCAACACAUGUGCUUGAAAAUCAAUACUACAAGGGAUACCAUGAUGCCUCCGAGCUACGCACUGCUGUUUUUGGAGGUCUUCCGUUCCGCAUCUUGGAAGUCUUUAUGACUCUCAUUGUGUGGAUGGCCCAUCUUCAGGUCCUCCUGCGACUCUUUGAGCGGCCUAAAGAACGACGUAUCAUCCGCAUCAUUGGAGCCAUUUUGGCCAUUUGUGAUACCCUUCUCUGGUGCCUUGUCAACUUCUUUGUCCCCAACCAUUCUCACAAUGCUACAAUUAAAGAUGUCAUUCCAGUCCUUGCAUACCUUUUCCAAAUUACUCUAUCGGUAGUCUACGCUCUAGCCGUUGUCAUAUACUCGGUACGUAAGCGUCGCUUUGCAUAUUCACAUAAAAAACAUGACCAGCCUGCAGGGCUCAUUGUUGCCAUCAUCUCCCUUUCAGCAGUGUCUUUGCCCUUGAUAUUUUUUAUCAUGGACAUUGCACAGUACUGGCUCACCGGAUGGUCAGAGUUUAUCCGUUGGGUUACAGACAUUGCUGCGUCUAUUGUGCUAUGGGAGUGGGUCGACGUUAUUGAAAAGCAAGAACGAGAAGAACAAAAAAAUGGCGUGUUAGGUCGCCAGAUAUUUGAAGAAGAUGACCCGGAAUUUUACCAAGUACGGUUCGAUACUGAUGACAAGAAAAUAACAGUCAUGUCUAAAAAGAAAAAAGACAGUCAAAGAAAACGUUCAGGUGUCGUUAAAAGAAGUGCACCAAGAUCUUGGGCACGCAAAUUUUCACGCAACAGACAAGAAACAGCUCCUCUAUCAUCGCCGUCUUUGGAUUCCAGUGAUGACGAUACCGACGAUGACGAUGGAAGUAAUAAUUUUGAAAUGGUGAGCCUGACACAUAGUGGACAUAGGCGGCAGCAAAGCUCCGGCAGAAACUCAAGCCCUCAUAGUGCAACAAGUAGCCGAACAGUCACUCCAUCAAUUACAGUCCCCGCGGGGCAGGCCUCGCACGAUAAUGACGAGACUGGAGAGGUUGAUGGAGGGGUACAAGGAACAGCAAAUGUUCCAACAGGCACAGAAACUCCUCAGGGAGUACAAUCACGCAACUCCAGACCUAAAGAGACAGAAACUCCGAACAAAACAAAGUACGUUUCUGGUGGUGCAAUCAAUGGUGGCGGGUCGCAUAGCGCUACAAGCAAAUACUGGCCGUUUUCCAUGUUUUUCCGAAAUCCGCGCGGGUGGACAUUUAGUCGCGCUUCAUCAACAGCCAGCUCAUCAACAUCAUACGGAGCACAGGUAUACAUUCAUUCAAACAAUAAUACUGCUGCUGCUGCUGCUGCUGCUGGUGCUGCUGGUGCUGCUGGUGCUGCUGCUGCUGGUGCUGCUGGUGCUCAUCAUCAUGGACAAAUGCACCAGCACCCGCCGACCUUGGCCGUGACGCAGCCCCACGAAGAAGAAAAUGUGGCUACACUCGCGCGCAACCAUGGACCAGCAGCAGGAAUAGCAGGGAUGUCGCCAGCACCAUCGCCAGAUACUCAUAUGCAUUCACACAACCUUCUGCAAACGCAUAUUGUCCAAACACAUCCAUACCUCAAUUGGCACGAUAAUGGGUCGUUACCAAUGUCGGCUCAUGAGCACAAUAGUCUUACGAGUGAGGGCGGUUCCGGUAUUGCUGGAAUGCCUAUAGCUACUACAAUGAACGCAGCUACACAUGGUGGAGUACUUGGUGGAGCAGCAGCAGCAGUAGCCACGUCGUCAGUAACAUCAUCUGCUUCGCCAAUGUCUGUCCGUGCAUCACUGGCCCCCUCGCCACUCAGCAUGCAAUCUUCGUCACCGCUCAGCAUAGAUGCCGCUGGCGCAAGUGCUGGCGCCAGUAUUGUAAGCAACACGGGGACGUCAUGCAAUGGGGCGAGCACCAGCAGUAGUGGGAAUACCAAUAAUGGAGCAAGUUUAAGCGCAGGUGCUAAUGGUCCCAAGAUUGUGCAGCCGGGUACGACAUCCGACACCAUGACGAGGUACGUAUACCCGCUGCGUCGCAAUGCGAGGUCUACGAAAAGUAAUAAUGGGGGUGCGGCGACAGCAACAGCUACGGCUACAGCUACAACUACAAUUACAACUACUACACCAGCGACAGUUGUGGCCAACACUAGUGCUAGUACGAGUUUCGCGGGGAACGGUGCCGGUGCGGCUGGCGUUGCUAAUUUGGCGAACGUUCGAGCUAGUGCUGGGGGUUCACCAGCCGGCAGCGCAAACGGCAACGGCAACAGCGGGCUUGCAAGUGCCCAUGAAAGCGUGCACCAUUUGCAGCUUCUCCACACAGACCACGGGCCAUUACCUGGAAUUCGCGAGGGCCAAGUGUUGUCGUCGAGGAUGUAUACGGGAGCACCACCACCGUUUGAAGGUCAUGGAACUAUUGGAGGGGCUGCAGGAAGUUCUACAGUCAUUGAUGAAGCUGACUUUGAUGACUACGAUGACGAUAUGUAUGUUCCUGUGGGACCUGGCGUGAAUGGAAGUUUAGGUGGAGUAGCAGCAUCACCAUCAGCAUCAGUACCUCAGGAAAUGCCGCCUGGGUUUGAGCCAUUGCCUGGGUUUAGUGCUGAAGAUUAUUGGGACGAUAAAGGUGGCUUCCCGCAAUCAGCUUCAAUGCCCUCAUCGUCGACGGGUCCUGGUAGCAAUGCCGGGUCUGGGUCUGGGUCUGGGUCUGGGUCUGGGUCUGGGUCGUCGGCAGGCCGCGAUCAUUGA
Molecule: messenger RNA, 3228 nt
Organism: Magnusiomyces paraingens
Lineage: Eukaryota; Fungi; Ascomycota; Dipodascomycetes; Dipodascales; Dipodascaceae
Exons: 1
Coding region: 1-3228 (1075 amino acids)
Biological process (GO): cellular response to pH
Cellular component (GO): plasma membrane
Source: RefSeq, a predicted model, not a curated record